AUGGGGGGCGAAAUACUAGCAUCAGCUGAUCAUCAAGGCGCACAGGAGAGCAUGGACGGGCGCACGUGCUCUAGUAAGUGGAGUCCUAGCUUAGUUAGCUCUGGGGACAUGCUGCAGACGACGCUAUCCAGAUUCAGUGUACGGAAACUCCCUGCAGGCCCGCUGCCACUGAUGGACGAAGUGGCUGCCCGUUUCAUGGAUAUUUCUCCGGAGAGAUGGGAGAAUAUGAAUUCGGCGAUUGAGUAUCUCAACGGGUUCUUCAAGGACGAGUCUCUCAGUUGGCUCCUGGUCCGGUGGCUCGUAGCAUCGCAUCCCGAACAGUUCCUCCCGGCCCCAUAUAAUUCGUACGAGGAGCUUCUGUCCCAUGUAAACGAUACUAAACUGGCCAUUGACGAAGCCAAAGAAGAGGCAGACCGCUGGCGAGAAGCGUUUCAGCAGUUGAACUCCGAGAGACAGCUUUGGAAGAGGAAGAUGAAGUCCGUAGAGGCGGAAGUUACCCGCCUCGCUUCAGCGCUCAACACUGCAGAUGAACAAGCUGCACCGGCCACGUCCGCGGAUAUGGCUGAAAUACCUGACGCUGCAGACGUGUCCAUCAUGCAAGACUGGCAGACCCCGCGUUCAGGAAGUCAAUCUCUACGACGAGCAAACUCUCACACACCUAAAGGAUGGGUGGCUCAACAAGAUGAACGUGAAGCCGUUCAGCUAUCAGCUGAAAAGGGACACCAAAUGCUGUCGCGCAACUCCAGUGUGCAGCACUGCAAAGACUCCAAAGAUCAAGUGUGCGCCGAGUUAAGCCACCCGGCGAAGCCUGAAACAGAGGUGGCUAGCAACGCAUAUCCUCUGUCGAAACUCUUGAACGCGCAGACAAAUAGCGACAACAAAAAAGCACAAGCAGCAGAGCACACUUCAAGCACCGCAGAAACGAGUGGCUACUUCACGAUGAGCACUGGCAACCGGGAAAAAGGCCACAGUGCUUCAUCAAAGAGUCGUCUGAACGGGCAUGCCGCUGCCUGCUCCGGCAGCGGAAAGAUUGCAGCAGCCGUCAUCGACAAUGCGGCUGCGAUGAAUGUAUUGAAUCGGAUGAAAGACAUUCUUUGUCGUGUUGGCGGAGAACAACAAGACGAUGGAGACUCAGCUCUAAUGGCAGAUCAACGACAGGAGAGAGACAAGGCGGCUUACUCUGCAGUCAAAACUCGUCCGUCAGUCGCGUCUCGUCCCAGCGUAGAAGUCUUGUAUGUGAAGUAUCAACAACAGAACCGACAAAGUCCGACGGAACCGACUUGCAUCCGCAGCACGAAACAUAUGCCGCCACACCAGCUCCAGUGCCCCGCCUUGGCCGGGCCCGAAACACUUUUAGGUGCCGAGGAAAUAUCUGACCAAAUAUCAGACCCGCCUACCACCAUGGAGCAGCUGGUUCAUCUAAAGCAAAGAGCAUCUGCGAAGGAGUACGCCACCCGUUUCAUGCGAGUGUACAGCCAAGGAACAGAUGUUCCCGAGGAUAUAGCCAUUCGGCUGUUCGUGGCUAACUUGUUGCCCGGUUUCAGGGCGUACGCACAUGGUCAUCGCCCAGAAACUCUUGCCGGUGCUAUCCGCCUCGCCUACCGGAUCGAAAACUUCCUGAAAAAUGAAUCUCAGUAUUUGAACGACCAAGAACAAGCUUUUGCGGUGGCCAGCUCUCCCUGUGAAGGUCAAGAGAACAAAGAGCGUCGUGGGAGAUACAAUAUGAGCUCCCAUGGACGACGUGGUACCCCUCCAGUCCAUGUGGGUACAGAUUCGGCUGGAACGUCACAACACGUUCGGACUGAAACUGACAUCCACUCUCCAGUAGACACAGUUACAAGAACACGAAAACGGCGAGGCAGCGAAAAGUUAAGCUUGCCCUGCUUACUGGGUUCGGCGCCUGAUGUAACGCGCUCUCCCGACAAAGACUGUCCUGUUACGUGCCACAUCAGCUCGAACAACCACGACAGGGGGGGAAUGUCUCCGCUAAGAGAAGCUAUUCUCCGGGAGGCAUCCUCCGCAGCAAGCCGGAAGGCUGCGAUGACGAGGAGCGCCACUCUCGGAAGUGGCAAAGAAGGGAAUCCUGCAGAACUGACGUUCAGCGGAGCGCAGCCGCUCCCUACCUCUACACCACGAGAGCUGUCAGGUUCUGCCAUAGUUGAGUCGUCCAGACCUUCGAAUUCCUGUCGGCAUUACCAGCAUCGAAGCAUCCCUGAAAGCAAUGGAGAAAGGAUCUCUGAGGGAACGGAGAGACAAAGGCGUGUGGGCAAGACAGCAACUCCGAUAUCAUCAAAUAAGGCUGCUGCAGCGGCUGCGGUGGCAGCGGCUACAGCCGCCGCAGUUGUCUCUCUUACCUCGAUCACUGGAGAGACAGAAUCUCAGCUCGAAGGCCCGGCAUUUUAUUCGAUAGGUGGAAGUGCGACUGCUAGGAAUCAACGCACGGAAAAACCUCUUUGCCCAGUUCCAGAAUCUGACCACGUAUCACAAGGAAGUGGAUCGCCCGGCUACGGUUGCUCUGUGAAGUCGCCGGCGAACUGUACAGCAGCGACAGAUAGCUUCGGGAACUGGAGCCACGAACACCAAUGGAGCCACAAGGAGAAGCGGAGCGACGACGCCAUUAAAUGCGGGAAACCCACGCCAACUGCGAAGGGUUCUGGAGGUAGAAAGUCGUUCUGCGGUUGGCCGGGGUUCAGUAAGAAGUCAAAGGAACGCGAAUAG
Messenger RNA from Besnoitia besnoiti, 2718 nucleotides. RefSeq lists its product as uncharacterized. The coding region runs from base 1 to 2718 and encodes 905 amino acids. Lineage: Eukaryota; Apicomplexa; Conoidasida; Eucoccidiorida; Sarcocystidae. The transcript has a single exon. The record is from RefSeq and is a predicted model, not a curated record.